Molecule: messenger RNA, 3558 nt
Organism: Stegastes partitus (bicolor damselfish)
Lineage: Eukaryota; Metazoa; Chordata; Actinopteri; Pomacentridae
Gene: mau2
Product: MAU2 sister chromatid cohesion factor
Exons: 19
Coding region: 114-1910 (598 amino acids)
Biological process (GO): mitotic sister chromatid cohesion
Molecular function (GO): protein binding
Source: RefSeq, a predicted model, not a curated record
GGGAAACAGCGCAGCGGCCGGCCGGAGCUGAGAGCAGGCUCGGCGGACGUCGUCCCAGCGGUGAACUGUUUGUUGUUGUCGUUGUUUUUUUUUUGUCUCCGGACGCAGUCGGGAUGGCAGCGAGCACGGAGGCCCCGGAGCCCUGGUACCUGGCCCUGCUGGGCUUCGCAGAACAUUUCCGCACGUCGAGUCCGCCGAAGAUCCGUCUCUGCGUCCACUGUCUGCAGGCGGUGUUUCAGUUCAAGCCGCCUCCGAGGGUCGAGGCCCGGACUCACCUCCAGCUGGGCUCGGUGCUGUACCGACACACAAAGAACAGCGAGCUGGCCCAGACUCACCUGGAGAAAGCGUGGUUCAUAUCACAGCAAAUCUCACAGUUUGAAGAUGUGAAGUUCGAAGCUGCAAGUAUUCUGUCAGAGUUCUACUGUCAACAGACCUUGGUGGACUCUGCAAAACCGGUGCUCCGGAAGGCCAUCCAGAUUUCUCAGCAAACUCCCUACUGGCACUGCAGACUGCUUUUCCAGCUGGCACAACUACACGCACUAGAGAAAGAUUUAGUAUCUGCCUGUGACCUCUUAGGAAUGGGUGCCGAGUAUGCAAGAGUCAUGGGAUCAGAAUACACGAGAGCUCUGUUCUUGUUAAGUAAAGGAAUGCUGCUGCUGAUGGAGAGGAAGCUGAGCGAAGUGCACCCACUGCUGACGCUGUGUGGGACUAUUGUUGAAAACUGGCAGGGAAACCCCAUUCAGAAGGAGUCUUUGAGAGUUUUCUUCCUGGUGCUGCAGGUUACACACUACCUGGAUGCCGGACAGGUAAAGAGUGUGAAGCCGUGUCUAAAGCAGCUUCAGCAGUGCAUCCAGACCAUCUCCACCCUCCACGAUGAUGAGAUUCUUCCCACUAACCCAGCAGCUCUCUUCCACUGGUUACCCAAGGAGCAUAUGUGUGUGCUCGUGUACCUGGUGACAGUGAUGCACUCCAUGCAGGCGGGCUACUUGGAGAAGGCACAGAAGUACACGGACAAAGCUCUCAUGCAGCUGGAGAAGCUGAAGAUGCUGGACAACAGUCCCAUCCUGUCCACGUUCCAAGUCAUCUUGCUAGAGCAUAUCAUCAUGUGCCGGCUGGUCACUGGACACAAGGCCACAGCCUUACAAGAAAUUUCUCAGGUUUGUCAGCUCUGUCAGCAGUCACCCAGGUUGUUUACAAAUCAUGCUGCCCAGCUUCAUACACUGUUGGGCCUCUACUGUAUCUCAGUAAACUGCAUGGACAACGCUGAGGCGCAGUUCACUGCUGCACUACAGAUGACAACACACCAGGAGCUGUGGACGUUCAUUGUGACAAACUUGGCCAGCGUUUACAUCCGUGAAGGGAACAGACAUCAAGAGCUGUACAGCCUUUUGGAGAGGAUUAACCCCGAUCACAACUUCCCUGUCAGCUCUCAUUGUCUACGAGCUGCAGCGUUUUACAUCAGAGGGCUCCUGUCUUUCUUCCAGGGACGCUAUAACGAGGCCAAAAGAUUUCUAAGGGAGACUUUGAAGAUGUCUAAUGCAGAGGAUCUAAAUCGGCUGACCGCCUGCUCACUAGUCCUACUGGGUCACAUCUUCUUUGUUCUAGGCAACCACAGGGAAAGCAACAAUAUGGUGGUUCCUGCCAUGCAGCUGGCCAGCAAGAUCCCAGACAUGUCUGUGCAGCUCUGGUCCUCUGCUCUUCUCAAAGAUCUGAACAAGGCGUGUGGAAACACCAUGGACGCCCACGAGGCAGCCCAGAUGCAUCAGAACUUUUCCCAGCAGCUCCUGCAGGACCACAUCGCAGCCUGCAGCCUCCCGGAACACAACCUCAUCAGUUGGACAGACGGCCUCCCCCCCGUGCAGUUUCAGCCUCAGAACGGACCUACGACCAGCCUGGCCAGCCUGCUCUGAGAACAAGACGCCACACUGACAGGGAAAAUGAGACACACAAGAGCUGUUGUAGGAAAAUGACACAAGAUUACUGAGAGAGGAAAGAGAGAAGCAGCUGAUAAAAGGGUGAGAAGAAAUCGAGGGUAAUGAAAUUAGACAGAGACGCUGCACUGUGUCAUUUGGCAGGUUUCCAUUCGGUGCAUUCCUUCGCUUAUUUGGGGCACUGGGGCAUCAGGACUGGAUUGUAGGUAACAUAUUCUCCACCACCUCGAAAGAUAAUGAAAAAAUACAGUUAAAUGAGAAAAGUACUACCACUGUUAUACCUGUAUGGUAACUCUGUUCCCUCCGGGGGUUCAGCUAACUUCAUUUAGCACAAAGGCUGGAAACAUAGUGUGGCUGUGUGCGGAGGUAACAAAAUCCACCUAACAGCAGCUCACUAAUGUACUGUUCAUACAAAAACAAAGCAUUUGUAUUGUUCCCAUAUGUUACGCUUUUCCUUUUAAACUGGUCUGACUUAUUCAUUUAGCUCAUCUCUGAACUGUUUUCUGCAAGACCAUCAGGGAGGUGUUUUCCAAAUGUAGAACUUUAAAUAAAAAAAAAAAGCAACUUCUUAACUUUUCAGGUUAAAUUACUGUUAAAUUGAAACCAUCGGCUGGACAAUCAGACACAGUACAAUUGGAUUCAGUCUGUUGUUGUGCAUGAACUCAAUAUUUGCAUUUCCAAAGCAAACUGGAUGUCCAGUUCUGACACAGUAUUAGUUACGAUACACAGUAUAUAUCUUAUACUAAAUCUCACUAAUGAUCUUAAUGUAGUGUAGUGGUAUCUUUGUAGUUUGUUCACUCAAAAGGAACAAAUGUUGAGCUGAAGACUAUUUUAAAUUCGAGUCCUCGGAACCAGCUGACCGUAGAAACACUGGCUUGCUUGACACCAGUAGUAUUUAAACAUGUUUUAAACUGUGAUGCGUUAAAAAAAAAACUGUAUUUUUUGACACUACGGUUCAGUCGACUUGCUGCCUGACUGUUCUUCCCGUUAGAGUUUUGCCAUUUCACUCAUGUAUGUUUGUACGCCGCGCACAUUUUGUCCACGGUCAAGAAACCAGUAAUAAUAUUUCUACUAAAUAAGAUUGACUCUUAUCUCUCUGUACAUAUGUUGUUUCAUGAUGAAACUCACAUUUUUUAUCUUUUCCAUGGAAGCCUUUUGGAAUAACAGUUUGGUUUUUAUUACUCAGUUCCUGUUUUACUCAUUUCUUCCAGACGAUGGCGGUAUGAAUCUGUAUUUAAAUAACUUAUUUAUUUAAUGUUGAUUUUCAUUAUACCAGAUCUUCUUUGCCAGUAUGGCUGAUUACAGUUUUGAUAUAUUAUCAAAUACCUGGUAGGACUAUCAUUUAAUCAUUCUCAUAGAGGUAGUUUACAAUUUUAGUUUUAUCAACCUAUACAGAUUUCUGCACUGAUAAAAGAGUUUAUUGAAAAAUAAGCUCCUGAGUUUGGUCACCUGCAUAGCGAUUACUGCAAUAAAAGAGACGGUAUGAAUGCCAUUUAUUUUAUUGGCACUUUACAGCAUGUUAUAAAAGGAAAUGUUUGAUUUGUUUUUUUCCCUGUUGUCCUUUUAACUGCUUCACUUUGACACUUGUAUGACUUCUUUUAUAAAUAAAAACUCAAAAGUUGAAUGA